UUGAAAAUAAUCAAAAAAGUUAUUUGGCAACGUGCAAAAGCAAAGCCGUUUAACUGACGAGUUCUAUCGCGUUAAUUGUGCUUUACUCGCUGAAGACUCAACUUGAGAUUUUACUUUUAGUUGAUUUUUGGCAGCAGCGGGCUAUUGGCACCAGCUCAUUUUGAAUUUAUUCCAAAUUUUAACUCAAUUUUUAUUAUUUAUUCACUUCAAAGUGACCAAACGUACUUAAUCUUUAUCAAUUAAAACAAAUUUGUUUGUUUACUUUGCAUAUGACCUGCAAUUUUCUAAAUUAUUUAUCAAUUUUUUCAAAAUGAUGGACGAAUUCCAUCCUUUCAUAGAGGCCACUCUGCCACACGUGAAGUCCUUUUCGUUCACAUGGUUCAACCUGCAGGCCAGGAAAAGGAAGUUCUUCAAGAAACACGAGAAGAGACUCACACCCCUGGAAGAACGCAAAGUCAAGAAUGAGAUCCAAGCUGAAAAAGACGACAUGAAGACAAAGUGGGCGUCUCGCCUCCUGGCCAAACUAAGAAAAGACAUCCGACCUGAGUACCGAGAGGAAUUUGUUCACGCAAUCCAGGUCCGCAAAAUGAACACCAACUGCGUGUUGAGCAACGCCGACCAGAAGGGCAAAAUGAGGCGCAUAGACUGCUUGCGACAGGCUGACAAAGUAUGGCGACUGGAUCUAGUUAUGGUCAUUCUAUUCAAGGCCAUUCCUCUGGAGAGCACGGACGGAGAGAGAUUGAUUAAGUCCCCCAAUUGCAGAUACCCUUCGCUGUGUGUCAAUCCCUACCAUAUCAGUAUCACAGUGCGAGAGUUGGAUGUGUACCUCGCAAGCUACUUGAACUACCAACAAGCAGAGUCGCAGGAGGAUAGUGGUCUGAUGCAACAGCAACAGCAGGGGGAUGUGCCUGGACCGAAUGUGAGUGAGGGGUUCCUCUCCACUGGCGUCUUCUCCAUCCCAGAACUGUACAACCUCACAAGAGCUCCCAUAUCAUCCGCCACAUCUUCCAUGGUACCAAUAGACGCCUCAUUCUACAACUUCAGAGAGAUCAACAACCACCUCUCUUCAACAGAUCUCCUCUCGGGUUCAUCAAUACCCCCUCCCCCCAACCCAUCGGCCGACCCCACACUACCCAACGGGGCAACACCCCAGGGUAGCAGUAGGGUUAAGAGGUCCAGUGGAUCGGCAGCUGGCAGUGUGGAGAAUGUCUCCAUUAGUCCAGGAGUGAGUCUAGGGGAUCUUCAGGCUCAUGAGGCCUCGGUCCUCGCGAGUAUGGAUCCCAUGUUCAGAAAUGGACCGUGGAACGUGUCUGGAUUUGAAACAGGAUUGGGCUCUGUCGGCUCCGACUUAAUAGCAGGACCUGGAGUUGCUUCUUCUGGCUCUGGAGGUCUACUACUGUCGGGGGAUCAAUUCGUGGAGAUCCCCUCUGUAGGUGGCAACCAGAGAUCCGUCAUCAAACUAGCCAACAUGUACUUCGACCCAAGUGAAAGCCAAGGCCAGUACUCCCCGCAAUAUCACCACUCCCAUUACUACCCGUCCCAAGUGCCACCGGGAGACUACGGCAUGAACACAAGCGUCUCCGCCUCAGUACUUUCAUCCAGCUCCAUCAUCAGUGGGGUAAACACUAACAACAGGGACACUAUUGACCAACUGGGCACAUCUGCAGCUGUCGAACACAUCCAGAGGAACUUCAAAUUGGAGCCAUACACCGGUCACGAAGAUCACCAUCAUCACAAACUGUACGCAGCUUCUGUUGCCGCUUACGCGAGUGUAGCCAACGACCCGACAAGCUACCUGAUCAAUCCAUACCACGUGAUCAUUCCCAACCGGUCCCUAAGUGGGUCUCCAAUCAGUGCUAAUAUGGUCGGCCAGGACCUGACUUGUGAAACGAAUCCUCGAGAGAGCCUCCUGUCCGAAGUUGAAAAAGACACGGAAACAAGUCAGGCCGAAAGAAGAGUGGACGACUUGGAUGCCGUGACUGGUGGUCAGGUGACCUUACCAAGCAAUAGCUCGGGGUCAUCGACCUCAAGUCACAAACGAAUGGCGGCCAUGGACGUCAGAGACAACAUGGCACUGCUUGGACUUGCGCCGUAUGAAUCAUCUCACCCUGCCUCUUCGAUAUCAUCCCAACAGCAACAGCAGCACAGACUGAGUCCCAACAGUGAGGAUGCCGCAGGCUACUCUGGGGACCAGCCAAGUAGCCAUCUAUACACUGUACUCAACAACGAAUACAUGACUACUCGCGAGGAGACUGAUUGGCAGGAUUCGAACUUCAACCAACUCCAACACCAUGUCAACUUUCAUCACCCGGCCGCCAACAACCACGCCACAUCAAACUCCCCCUUCCAUUCCUCGGCGAAGUCCACCUCCUCAUCCUCCCUCCUGCAUGAGUCCCAUCAGAACAACAAAAACAACCACAACAACUCGACAUCUUCUUCCCACUCGGCAGCAGACCCACGCACAGUGUCCGUAGUGCAGGCACAGGCCUCUGCUGCUGUACAAUCGGUGGUCGCAGAAUUGUCCCAGAAUAAUUACGACUCUGGAUAACGAAGCGGUGCCAAAGUUUACUCCUAUUCAGACAUUUCAGAAGAACUGACACCAAAAUGAUAACUUGUAAUGCUGAUAAAUGAUUAAUUUUGCCGUUAAUCAGCAUAAAAUGAUUAACUCGUUUGGUUUUUGAAACCUAGAAUAAAGCUCGUUUUCUUCUUUUGAGGCUGGUUUUCAGAUAGAAAGUAUGCUGAGGGCUAAGCCUUUAAAACAGCCAAGCUUUCCGAUUCUUUUUGAUUAAUUUAUUUCAUUGUUUGUUAUA
Symsagittifera roscoffensis is the source of this 2810-nucleotide messenger RNA. RefSeq lists its product as uncharacterized. Gene Ontology annotation, molecular function: RNA polymerase II cis-regulatory region sequence-specific DNA binding; DNA-binding transcription factor activity, RNA polymerase II-specific. The record is from RefSeq and is a predicted model, not a curated record. Bases 311 to 2548 code for a protein of 745 amino acids. Lineage: Eukaryota; Metazoa; Xenacoelomorpha; Acoela; Convolutidae. Gene Ontology annotation, cellular component: transcription regulator complex; nucleus. Gene Ontology annotation, biological process: regulation of transcription by RNA polymerase II. The transcript is spliced from 11 exons.